AUGCACUCCAUCCCCCGCCCUCUCGGCCCCAGGGGUCUCAGGGCGUCCUCACCGUCCCCCUACGGCCUCCCCGAAGUCGCUCCCCUCAACAUCCGCAAAGUCAGUGGCACGGCGCCCCGCAAGCCCGCCCUCAAGCUGCCCCAGAUCGACUUCGACAAAGUCGACGGCGGCGCCUUCGCGGGAGCCCAUGCCGACGGCGCGCCCCCCUCGUACACCUCGCACUCUCACAGCGACAGCCCGGGCGACCUCACCGUCCGCCCUGACCAGACAGUCUCGCCUCACCCACGCCUGUCCGCCGCAGUAGUCUCCAUGGAGAACAUCCGCCAGACGGUGGAAGAGUUCGACGAGUGGUCCGAUGACUACCUCGACGUCAUCAAUCGCCUCGGCGAGGGUGCCGGCGGCGCGGUCGACAGGGUCAGGGACAGGCGCACGGGCAGGGUCAUGGCACGCAAGACGAUCACGACCCUCGAGGCUCCCAUGAAGCAGCUCAUGCGCGAGAUCAAGAUUACAUCCUCGACGUCGCACGGCAACAUCAUCCACUUCUUCGGCGCGUACAUCUCGCCGUCCUCCAGCGAGGUCAAGGUCCUCAUGGAGUUCUGCGAGGGCGGCAGUCUCGAAUCGGUCGGGAAGCGUAUGAAGGAGAUCGGCGGGCGCGUUGGCGAGAAGGUCGCCGGGCGGCUCGCAGAGGGCAUCCUGCAGGGUCUCGCAUACCUCCACAAACUGAAGACGAUCCACCGCGAUAUAAAGCCCCCGAACAUCCUCCUCACGCGCGAGGGUGUCGUCAAGCUCUGCGACUUUGGCGUCUCGGGCGAGCUUGUCAACUCCUUGGCUGGCACCUUCACAGGCACCAGCCUCUACAUGGCGCCGGAGCGUCUGUCCGGUCUGGAGUACACUAUCAGAUCGGACGUCUGGUCCACGGGCAUCUCCCUACUCGAGCUGGUCCAAAACCGUUUCCCAUUCCCCAGCGAUCUGGCCGCGAUCGAGCUGAUGUUCCACAUUACGCAAAAUGAGCCGCCAGAACUCGAAGACGAGGAGGACAUAACCUGGAGCCCCGAAAUGAAGGAUUUCAUUAAGAAGGCGCUCACGCGGGACCCCCUGGUACGUCCGACGCCAAAGGACAUGCUGGCGCACCCAUGGAUAGUCAACAUCAUGCUGCACGAGGUCAACAUGGCGUCCUGGAUGCGCCAGGUCUGGGGCUGGCGCAAAAGCAGAAAGGCAGGCGAGACAUCCUCGCGGCCAGGCUCCAGCCGCAGCGACGCGGCGUCGUCGCUCGACGCCACCAUGGCCCACCUCUCCCUCGGUGGGGACCUGGACUCCGCGUCCGCGGCGUAA
Postia placenta MAD-698-R-SB12 is the source of this 1332-nucleotide messenger RNA. RefSeq lists its product as hypothetical. The record is from RefSeq and is a predicted model, not a curated record. Gene Ontology annotation, biological process: regulation of fungal-type cell wall organization; cell integrity MAPK cascade; protein phosphorylation. NCBI's taxonomy places the organism in Eukaryota, Fungi, Basidiomycota, Agaricomycetes, Polyporales, Adustoporiaceae. The transcript has 6 exons. Gene Ontology annotation, molecular function: ATP binding; MAP kinase kinase activity. Bases 1 to 1332 code for a protein of 443 amino acids.